AUGGAGAACAUGGAGAAAAAAGUCUCUGCAGAAAUCUCCGAUCCCGAUCCCAAGGCGGAUACUACUGUGGGUGAUGUCUUGCCCUUUCGCCAGACACAGCGUGGUCUGGCUUCUCGACAUGUGCAGUUGAUGGCUAUUGGUGGUUCUAUCGGUACUGGACUGUUCGUUGGCAUUGGUUCUUACCUGCGGGAUGCUGGGCCAUUGUCCUUGUUCCUGGGAUAUCUUGUUUGGGGAUGUCUCUUCAUUCUGCCUGUCAAUCUGUGUGUUGGAGAGAUGGCUGCCUAUCUUCCCAUUCGUGGAUCAAUCUUCGAACUUGCUGCACGGUUUAUCGAUCCGGCAUUUGGAUUUGCUAUGGGCUGGGUAUACUUCUACGGCGGCGUAAUGCUAGUCUGUACAGAAUAUUCCUCAGUAGCAACAGUCAUGCAAUAUUGGAACACAAGCGUCAACCCAGCGGUCUGGGUAGCAAUGGCCCUAGUCGUGUGUACGGUACUCAACCUCGUCGCGGUAAAAUGGUACGGUGAGAGCGAAUUCAUCAUGGCCUCAACCAAAAUCCUGCUCCUCAUUGGCCUCGUCCUCCUCACCUUCAUCACAAUGGUCGGCGGAAACCCCAAACACGACGUCUACGGCUUCCGCAACUGGACCGACGGCGUGAUGUUCGAAUACUACACAGACGGCAACACAGGUCGAUUCCUCGGCUUCUUUUCUGUCAUGGUCUACGCAGCCUUCUCCGUCGCCGGACCGGACCUUCCAGCCCUAGCAGCAGGAGAAAUCCAGAAUCCGCGCGUGACCAUCCCUCGCGUGGUGAAGAUGACUUUCUGGCGUAUUGUCGGGUUCUACGUCGUCGGCGUCCUGGCUGUUGGAAUCAUCUGCAACCCCCGUGACCCUCGUCUCAUGUCGGCUAUUGACAAUGGUGCCGCUGGAUCCGCUGCCUCGCCUUGGGUUAUUGGAAUCGAUAACCUCGGUAUCCGCGGUCUACCAGAUCUAAUCAACCUACUGAUUUUACUGUCCGGUUGGUCCUGUGGAAAUGCCUAUCUGUACAGCUCAAGUCGAACACUCUACUCCCUCGCCCGCGAUGGCCAAGCCCCGAAAUUCCUCUUGAAGUGUACUAAAUCGGGCAUCCCCAUCAACUGCGUCAUCACUGUCUCGGUUCUCUCAUGCGUCACCUUCCUAGUAGCUGGCAGCUCCUCCGUCGAGGUCUUCUACUGGUUCGUCGACUUGACAACCAUCGCCUUCGUGCUCACCUACACGGGUAUGCUCUGUGUCUUCAUUGCUUGGUACCGAGCCCUCAAAGCACAGGGUAUUGACCGCAAGUCAUUUGUGCCCUGGGCUUCACCUUUCCAGCCGUACGGAGCUAUCCUGGCCAUUAUCAUUGGUUGUUUGACGGCUCUUUUCAAUGGUUUCUCAGUUUUCAAGCCGUUUAGCGUGCAGGGCUUUGUUACAUCUUACUUCGGUCUUGCGUUUUGGGUUGUUAUGUUUGUUUUCUGGAAGAUUUUCCAUCGGACUUCCUUUGUUAGUGCUAUCAACGCGGAUUUGUACUCUGGUAAGGCGGAGAUUGAUGAAGAGUGCAAGAUCUGGGAAGAAGGCGAUUGGGAGGAGAGGAGGAAGGCUGAGCUGGCUCAGAUGCAUUGGGUUCGGCGGGUUUGGGAGAAGAUGUGGUGA
Messenger RNA from Penicillium arizonense, 1659 nucleotides. RefSeq names its product putative proline permease. NCBI's taxonomy places the organism in Eukaryota, Fungi, Ascomycota, Eurotiomycetes, Eurotiales, Aspergillaceae. Gene Ontology annotation, biological process: amino acid transmembrane transport. Gene Ontology annotation, molecular function: amino acid transmembrane transporter activity. Gene Ontology annotation, cellular component: membrane. Bases 1 to 1659 code for a protein of 552 amino acids. The transcript is spliced from 2 exons. The record is from RefSeq and is a predicted model, not a curated record.